Messenger RNA from Uranotaenia lowii, 1635 nucleotides. RefSeq lists its product as uncharacterized. The transcript has 3 exons. The record is from RefSeq and is a predicted model, not a curated record. NCBI's taxonomy places the organism in Eukaryota, Metazoa, Arthropoda, Insecta, Diptera, Culicidae. The coding region runs from base 1 to 1635 and encodes 544 amino acids.
AUGGCCCAAGACGGUGUGAAAAGUGAACAUUUACUAGCAGAGGAACCAGCGCUGAUUGCUAAAGUCAGCUAUCCUGCAUUCGAUCCAGACGACAUCGAAACUUGGUUCUUGUGUCUGGAAGCCGCGUUUAGCGUGAAUUGUGUCAGGAGCGACAGGAACAAAUUUCACACCGUGAUUGUUGCUCUUGGGCCCCGAUGUAAAUUUGUGCAUACCACAAUUGCACAAUGCACCGAAUCUGCGAACAACGACAAAUACGAAACACUGAAAUCCGCCGUGAUUUCGCAUUUCCGCCUCUCUGAUAACCAGCGACUAACGAGUUUGCUUUCCGGAAUGAUUUUAGGUGACCAGAAGCCGAGCGUUCUUCUUUCGGAAAUGCGCCGCCUGGGUGAUGACGGGUGUUCGGACAACGUUCUUUCCAACUUGUGGCUCCGUGCACUGCCAGUCACAGUGCGUUCCAUCAUCGCAGCGAUGCCAACCGCCUCAUUGGACGAACAAGCGAAAGUGGCCGACAAGAUUUUGGAAGUCCCGAGGAGUGAUCCGCCAUCCGUUCACUCCGUCGAACCGUCCGCAUUGGAACAACGCAUCGAGGCACUUUCUCGCCGACUCGAUCAGGUGCUUGGUGGAAAAUCCCGCAGCCGUGAGCGACCGACGUACCGAGAUCAAACCCGAUCUUCAAACCGUCGCUCACAAACGCCAUCCCGAUCAACAAGCUCCCGCCGAUGGAUAUGUUGGUUCCACUACCGACAUGGUGCCCAGGCUCAGAAGUGCGAGAAGCAGAGAGGAGACAACGCCAACGUGCCGUGCAUAUUCUACGACGCCUCCUUCGAACCAGCACAAGCCGAUGUAACCAGCAUCGAACUCAACAAGGACAUCUUGCGUAUCCACGUGCACGAUCAGCAAUCAGCACAACAGUUUCAAAUCGACACUGGUGCUGAUAUUUCCGUGCUACCACCGACACCACGAGAACAGCUUCACCCUUCACCUUCUCAUCGCCUCUACGCGGCAAAUGGCAGCCCCAUACAAACUUAUGGCACCAAGCGGUUGCAAUUGGACAUCGGACUCCGCCGACCAUUUGUGUGGAUUUUCACUAUCGCCGAUGUGAAAUCCCCGAUCAUUGGAGCUGAUUUUUUGAAGCACUUUGAUCUUCUGGUGGAUCUGAAACGCAACAAGCUGAUUGACAACCUCACCAACCUGCAAGUGAACAACAUCAACGCUGCCUCCGAGCCAACGAUAACCACAUUUGAUGUGAACUCACCCUUCUCAGACAUCCUGAAGGAAUUCCAAGACAUCACCAUCCUGAACAUGAACCAUCACCCGACCAAGUCGAACACCGUCCAUCAGAUCAUUACGACAGGCCAACCAGUUUUUUGUCGCCCCCGUCGGUUGCCACCAGACAAGCUGAAGGAAGCCAAAGAGGAAUUCCGUUUCCUCAUGGAGCAGGGAAUAUGCCAACCAUCGAAAAGUUCCUGGGCCAGUCCUCUUCACAUGGUACGGAAAUCCAAUGGCAAAUGGAGACCGUGUGGUGACUAUCGGAAUCUCAACGCCAUCACCGUUCCCGAUCGUUACCCACAACGGAAGAUGUACCAAAGACCGCAAUUACGACCCCGUUUGGCCUUUUCGAGUUCAAAUUCAUGA